UUUAGGCUGACGUGUACGGAGGAGAAACCAAAACCCAAGUAGUUCCUCCCCUUCUUCAUCUCUGUCCGUUGUCACUCUGGAUUUAAGAAAUGUAAUCCAGGACAUUUGACGUUUAACCACGCAGCCAGGGAUGGUGAGGGGGGGGAUGCAGUGCAAGGAGGAAAUUCUGGGACUGACCCAUUUUAAGCAGGGCUUGGUGUAAACCUCAGAGAUGCUGUCACCCCAUGGUCCUGGACCACGGUUUGCCUAAAUUCUACAUAAAUUGAAAUUUAGAAGGAAGUGUCAGGCAGCAUCGUAACGGGGGGACUCUCCAAUGCUGUGUGUUACCAUGUCUGGAUUGAUUAGCCAUUCUGUUUAGGCUGCAGACUUCAGAAAGGCUCUCAUAUGGUACAGCUCAGCACCUGCCCACCACACUCUCCUUCAGGUCUAGUGUGGGAAGAUCUUCCAGGAGUGCUGGAGAGCACAGGCUGUGCUGCACUGCUCAGAUUCCCUUGAAUUCAGCUCAGAAUCAACUACCAAGUCCAUUUUGUUCAAAAGCCCAGCUAGAGGAGCAAAAGGCAGAGUCAGCCCUGCCUGGCUAUAUCUCACCCUCUCCCACCUUCUCUAGAAACUAGGCCCCCAAUUUCAGGCUUCUCUUGGCACGUGUCUUGGUUUUGUGGCAUGUAUCUUGGGGACGUGUGUGUCCCUGCAGUCUUUUUGCCUUUGUGUGACAUUUGGCAGCCAGGAAGCUAACAGAAAGCCUUUUGUCUUAAACAAAAAGGGAAGGUCCUGGGGGCUCCCAAAAUCAGAGUGGGGGAUACUGAUACAUCAGGGAGGAUAUGAAAUUCUAAAUAUCUUGUGUGAAACCUCUGGCUCUGGGCUGCAGGUGAAGCUGCCAACAGGGAGGUUCUCCAUGAUCAUUGUCUACAGAAGAGUUGGUAAGGCGAUCCUUAAUAUUUGCUUUUUUUCAAGAGAACAGCAGUGAUUCCCUUGUUCCCCCCUCCCUUUUGCCUCCAUGGCCGUGCUACAUGAUGGAGCUCUCUGCUGGUUGCCCAUAGCAAAACCCAUAGCACAGCACGUUCUAGAACACCUGGAAAGGUUUAGAGCAGCUGGAAGGGUUCCAGAGCCGUGUCUCGGACACCUAGGAUGGAGAUGGGGCUGCUGGGAGCCGUCCUGCUCCUCUGCAUGGCAGAUGUUCUCCACUCCUUUGCGAUUGAGGAGAAAGAAGACAUAUUCAGGCGCAUGGUGUGUCCUGCUUUCCUGAUGUUCGACAACGCCGCCUACCUGGCCGACAUGACCUUCGAGCUCCCCUGCAACUGCAAGCCCGAGGAGGUCUCCAACGUCGUCUGGUAUUUCCAGAAGAACAUGGGAGGCCACGAAACCACCGUCCUGACAGACUUUUCUGGCAACAUGGUGCUCGACUCGAGCCACAUCCACGUGGGCACUGACGUCCUGAAGCGUUUCACCAUCCGGAUGUUCAGCCUCAUCGUUUUCCGUGCCCAGGUGUCAGACUCGGGUCACUACCUGUGUGGCACCCAGAGAGGGGAUUUUUUUUACGGCUAUGACGUGGACGUGCAGCCCACCAAGCACAUCACGGUGGCGUUCUUGGACGUGGGACAGCACGUCCAGGAUGAUCACACGGCGAAGGCCUUCAGUCUCUUCACCGCCUUCUGGGACUGGACCACGUGCGACCGCUGCGGGGUGCGAGGCGAGCAGAGGCGCAUCGGGCUCUGCUACGUGCAGAGCGCCCGGCUGCACCCGCGCUACCGCACCGUGCUGCCCAACGUCACCUCCUGCGGCUCCAGGGCCGUUCCGGCGCGGCUCCAGCGCUCCAGCCACCGCCGGAAGCCCGAGGUGGCGAUCCGGAGCUGCGUGGCCCCGUGUCCGCAGGAGGACGACCCACAGGAAGGCGUGCAGGCCAUCUCCAACGUCAUCCACAAGCUGGGCCAGAAGCCCUGGCUGCCCCGCGUCCCCACGCAGUUCUACAAGCAUCCCCUCGGAAGAGAUCUGGUCAUCGCCUGCCCCGGGGCCCGGCCCGAGCACGCCGUGGCCUGGGACAAGGACUCCGUGCGGCUCUACCGCUCCCGCUACCUCGUGGGGGUCAACAGGAGCAUGCGCGUCUUCAUCGACCACGGAAACCACCUGCACGUCCGCCGGGUCCGCUUCAGCGACGGAGGCACCUACCUCUGCUGGAGGGAGGGCAAGCUGGUGGCCGGGCUGCGGCUCCGUGUGAGCUACCAGGCUCAGCGCCGCCGCUCGCUCGACGACCCCGAGACGAUCUACGUCAUCAAGGCCAUCGGCGUCAGCUACGUCCUCGUCGGGGCCAUCUUCAUCGGCGUCCACUCGUGCCGCUGCUGCUGGUGGGUGCUGCGGCACUCUGUGAGGAUUUAGGGUCAAUCUUACACCUCGCACCGUUCCCUGGUGGGAAAUUUAUGAGGUUGUGAUUGCUGGAAAUGCGGCCGCUGCCCUCCUAUCCUCUGCUCGGGGUCGUGCAGCGAUGGAGACCAAAGCAGAAAGUCCCGUUGCGCUGUGGCAGGGAUUUCCCACCGCCGUGUCACUUCCUGGCUUCGCUGAAGGCUUGCGGUGGGCUUUUAGCCUCAGUG
Molecule: messenger RNA, 2582 nt
Organism: Tympanuchus pallidicinctus (lesser prairie-chicken)
Lineage: Eukaryota; Metazoa; Chordata; Aves; Galliformes; Phasianidae
Gene: FAM187A
Product: family with sequence similarity 187 member A
Exons: 1
Coding region: 1126-2370 (414 amino acids)
Source: RefSeq, a predicted model, not a curated record